AUGAUUAAGCAAAAAAAUAGCGCUUGGGAAACGUUAACAGAGGAGUUUAAUUAUCAGGCGGGUGUAAGUGAGUGUGAUUAUAAACAAAUAAAAAAAUGCUGGGAAAAUAUCAAGUCUCGAGCUAAGAAAUCUAUCGCCAAACAAAAGAGAGAAGCUAAACUAACUGCUGGUGGUACGGCCUCAUCGGAAAGAGACGAAGGAGCAGAAGCCGUUGUUUCAAUAAUUCCAGCUCCAAAUGACUAUGGCCUGGACACAGUGAACUCUAAUAAGACUGGAACGAUAACUCGGCCGCCAUCUUUGAAGCCAAAUUGAAGGCCGCCAUGGACGGUAGGCGUCGAAAAUACACCUCUUCGAAAAACUCGGAUUUCUGCCUUUCUAGCUAUGCUAGAACAUAGGUAAAAAGCUUAAAAACAUCUACGAUACUUGGACUAUUGCACAAAUCAUGUUUGGAAGCCGUAGAAAAGACUUAACGUUAUUUUUUGUGUACCUGAAAGUCGUAUUUUGUUCGGCACGGAAAAUAUUUUGUUAUUUUCUUGAAUACAAAAAUGGUACCUUUCGAGAUUUUGCUGUUAGUGGAUGUAGAAUACUUAGAACUAUCCGAAAACCAAGUUUGAAUCUUUGAAAUUGAAAUCUUCGGACGAAAAACCUAAUUUUUCGGUGUAUUUUUGCUAAAAAAACAAAAUUACGAGGAAAUUUAACUCUCCCCAGUUCUUUUUUGAAAGUCACAGCGCGCGAACUUGGCCGGGCGCCAAAUCACAAAUCGCAAAUCACGGGGGAUUUCUACGGAUAAAUCGAUUUAUUCACGUUUUAGAGAAGUCAAAAAGCACUCAAAAUAAACAACUAUACCUAGACGUUAAUACAAAAAAGGUAUUGGUCCGUAGACUUAUGUUUUAAAGUUGUUUUUUUUUAGUUAAAGAGCAAAGUUCACUUCGGCACGUUCAACUAGUGUCGUUUUUAUGAAAACAAACCUGAUACCCUUCAAACUUUUGCUGUUGUAGGAUGCAAAGCAGUUCUAACUAUCAAAUAGAUCGUAUUUGCGUUUUUAAAAUUGAAGUCUUUUGAUGAAAAACGACUUUUCUUUCGUCGAAAAUAAACUUUGACUGAAUUUUCCACUCCUCGAAACUCUCCUUAGUCCUUUUAAAAGUGCAAUUUCCUUGCACGGUUGGCUUCAGGCAAGUAUGGGCAUGUUUACCUGAGUUAUCGUUCCAGUCUUAUUAGAGUUCACUGCCUGGACAUUGCCCUAACCCUUUCUUUGUGUCUAGAUUAUAUGUACAAAAACAGUAGAGGGACUCAGGGAGAGAGGGGGACUUUUUUGAUUUUGCCAAAACGCAGUAUAAUUACGAAACGCAGUUAAUUAUUAAAAAGUAAACUGCCAGGCAAAUUGAUAAAUCAAAUUAAUGCACACGUGUUUCUUUGUUUUCCGGGUGGCAGUAUUGGAAGGAGGUGCUUAAUAGAGAUGGGUACUUAUUGGGUUGCUUCAUCCAAAAAAAGUGGCUUAUUAACAGGGCCGGCUUAAAAGCUUAAUAAAUGGUUUACAGUACAUGGCAUCUCAUUUCUGUUUCUUCCAGCUUUCGUGGUUGAUUGGCAAGUGGAAGGGAGAAGGAUGUGGUACUUACCCGACAAUAAAACCUUUUGAAUACGUUGAAGAAGUUGAAUUUUCAAAUGAUGGAAUCCCAUUUAUAAAUUACAAGUAUGAACAUAAGUUCUUUGUAGGUUUGCAUGGCGAUAAAACAUAUUAUUAUAUGGCUAUUCUGAUUGGUUGACAAGCGGUCCGUAAAAACCCAUAUCCAGACCGUGGUCCGUAUUUUCCGUAUCUGGACCGGUGUCCCGGAUGUCGUUUAUCUGGCGGGAUAAUUUUGCUUUGCAAACAGAAAAGAUUUUUGCUUUUUAAUUUUCCAAUUGUGUGUCAUUACAGAUAAAAAUUUCAAACAACCAAAUUGUUUUUGAUUGAGCAUGCAUGCCUACCGUAUAUUGUUACCCAGUGAAACUGACGAUAGCCGAUUUAAUUCGCGCGAAAAGCAUAUGCUCACAGACUCAGUUCAGCCAUAUAAUAAACCAAUUAUUGACCUCGCUUGUUCGGUCUGUACUGUGAAAUAUCAGACCUCUGUUUUUUGCAUGGACCUCGCUCCUUCGUCGCUCGGUCGAUACUAAAAAACCUCGGUCUGAUAUUUCACAGUACAGACCUCACGCUCGUUCAAUAAGCCGUUAACACUUUUGUUUGUGGAAACACCAUGACCAUGCAUGUAAAUUUAUUACUGCAAGUAUGAACAUGUUUUGCAUUGUUUCUCCACGUCGUGUGUUCAUGGUACAUACAGGAUGCUGUAUAAGUUGGUAGUGGUGCUGAUUCGAUUUUUGUGAAACACCGUUAUUAUAAGGGUGACAUUAUACUAAGAAAUGCGGCGCACAAGACAACAUUUUAUUAACUGAUUACCUCAAUGAUGCACAGCUUGACUUCUCUAUUUGACUUCUUUAAUUCUUUGAACAUCGCAAACUCUUUUAUCUUCCUAUCUAUAUGACCCCCUCUCUUUCUCUCUCUCUCUUCCUUUUUUGUCUUAAGCUUCAAAAAAGAAACGUACUUUGGGAAAAUAUCUACUCUCCCGUACAGGACGUCCAAAAGACUGAAUUUUCACUCAAUUCUAUUUUAGAUCAAGCAGUUGGGACAUUAAUCAUACGAAGCCGAUGCAUUGGGAAAGUGGCUUUAUUCGUUUUAAACCAGAAAGUAAAACUGUUGCGCUUAUGCUCGCACACAAUUUCGGUAAUUUUUUAGAUUAAUACGAUGAUAGAACGACUAACAAACAUGCAUCUACAAUCAAGAAGCAAUAUCACAAUGAGGCAUGUGUCUUUACUAUUGUCUCCAAACAACAACAACAACAACAACAACAACAACAACAACAACAACAACAACAACAACAACAACAACAUCGGCAGUUACAACAAUAUCAACUACGACAGCAGCAGUAGCAACAAUAAUAACAACGAUCACAACAACAACAACAACAACAACAACAACUGCAACUGCAACAACAACAACAACUGCAACAAAAACAACUGCAACAAAAUUUUUACAACUGCAACAAAAACAACUGCAACAAAAACAACUACAACAGGCCUGAAGCACUUCCCCAAAAUUAAAAAGUUAUAUUUCAAAAACCUAUAACGUCAAGAAACAAGGAAUAACUACAUGAGACUAGUACGGUAGUCACUCAUUAAAUGAUAAGUGGAACGGCGUCCCUUAAUUCUGAAAAGGUUACUCUAUUGAAAAUAUCAAAAUAUCUGUAGGAAUGACGGAAAUAGUUGAAGGUGAAACAAAUGAUGAAAAGGAAAUUCAUUUCAAAAGUUCAUCUGGAUCUUUAAGCAGAAUGUCAUUUGCUUCAUCUCCACAUGUUGUUGCGGUAAAUAUUCUAUAUAGAAAUUACGCCUUCCAUUAUAUGGAUUGAGGUUAACAAUUCUACAGGGUGUAUAAAAAAAAUCUGAACAGAUUUGAAAUUGCUCUCAAUUUCGCAAAACAGCUUGUAGUAUCAAGCUUUUGUUAUAGAUAGAUUCCUUGAGUACCCAUAAUGUAGAAUAAUGAAAAAAAAUACUCGAACUCAAAUUUUGAAACCAGGGGGUGUUUUUUUCCAACAAACUAAAAAUGGCUUGCGCACAAAAUUUAAAAGCUUUAAUGAUCGUAUUUUGAGUUAAUGGAUGGAAAAAUUGUUGGGUUUUUAAUUACUGUACAAAAUUUAGUUUAAGCAUUGAACUAUUCAUUUUUUCCUAAAAACGUAUGCUUAAUUAAUGCCUUUACCUAAUUUGCAUAUUGCCGACAUAUGCAAAUUAGGCAAAGCAUUAAUAAUUAAGCAUGCAAAAGGCUGAUUUUUUAGGGGAAAAUGUAAGUUUGCGUUAAUAGUUAAAGGGCUUAAACUGAAGCAAAUUGUUUUUUCAAAAAUAUAUCUGAGAACCAUAUUGCUUUAUUUCUUUCUCUCUAAAUUUGCUCUUCUUUCUUUUUUCUCUUAUUUUGGUUACAUUUUGGUUACAUUGCUCGGCAUAUUCAGAUUUGAAACAUUACAUCCUUUAUUUCGACCAGCUUAUUGGACUAUCAAGGCCAGCUUGGUCGGUUUUUAAAACAAACAAAAACUAUAUAUAGCUAGAGGAUAAUAGACGGUUGCGAUGAGAUAUGGAUUUUAUGUUCGAGUGGAUAUUGUUAAGAUAUUGUUUUUGAUACGAGAACGUAAAUCCAUAUCUUCUCGCAACCGUUUAAUGUUCUGGGGCCGGUUGUAUAAAACUCUUAAUCACUUUUUUAAUCACUAUUUUGUAGUUAAAUAGUGAUUAACUCUCAAAUAGGCGCUUCUUACUGGAUGACGUUUGCACUUAAUCAUAUUUAACUUUAAUCACUUUUUUAUACAACCGGCCCCUGUUUAUUAUAUGGACUUAAUACAUUUUACUUAUCUCAAGAUGUCUUUUAAAUGUUUUCGUUUUAUUUCCAACGUUAAUUUCGUUUUAUAUACGAACCAAAGACCAUUUGUAUUUUCAAAACAACAACAAUGAAAAUGGCGGGAAAUUUUCGAACUUCGUAUGUCACUCGCAGGGGUGAAAUCACUGAGCUAUACUAUGGGGGGAAAUACGGAAAAUACGCGCAUCUGGUCCCAGAUGUAGUGACGAGUGUUUUAGUUUCCACUUUCCAGUAAAACACCAUUGUCCAUAUAAUAAAUGAAUCGUUGUUGCUGGUUGUAUCAUUCCAGUUGAUGGAAAUAGGAUUCAAUAAAGUUAACUCCACUGUAACGGCUAAGGUAAACUCUAGAUUCCAGAGAGAUUAUACUCAUCUGACCCUCGUGUGCAAGCAAAGAAUACUUUUUCCAGACCUUCGUUCGAAACGUCGACGGAAGAAUAUUUUUUAUAUUUUUUUUAUUGUUAGAUAUUUCAACCAAGCUCGUGGAACGAAUAAUACGUUUUAUUAUUUCUUCCCGUAUAAUAUUCCAUGGUUAUAACCAUCGGUUUUAACAUAUUGUAGACUGAACGUGUUUACAAGAGCCUGGGACCAAAUCAGAUGGAAUUCAAGUUGUUUAUGGCCACAGAAAAUCAACCAUUGGGCCUUCAUCUACACAUAACAUAUGAACGGGUUUUGACUGCAUGA
This is a messenger RNA of Paramuricea clavata, 5110 nucleotides long. The record is from the annotation of a GenBank genome assembly. NCBI's taxonomy places the organism in Eukaryota, Metazoa, Cnidaria, Anthozoa, Malacalcyonacea, Plexauridae.